AUGGAUCUCCAAAACCUUCGCAAUGGCGACCCUCCGAGCUCCGAGCUCGCAGAACCCAACCAUGGCGAACACCACCUCGACCCUCCCCUCUCCCCCCUGCGCUUCCCCCCGGACGAUGUCGACAGCACCUGCUCCACUCCCUACAUCAGCGCCCCCUCCAGCCCCGGCCGCGGCGGCGGCGCCGGUGGUUACUUCUUUAGCGCCCCCACCAGCCCCAUGCACUUCGUCCUCUCCUCCGCCGGCGGCGGCGGAGGCGGCUUCCCUUCCGACUCCCCCGACGCCUCCGUCGCCGGCUCCUUCGAGUUCGAAUUCUCCGCCCGAUUCCCCUCUGCCGCCGCCUUCGCCACCGGAUCCAUGACCUCCGCCGACGAGCUCUUCCUUAACGGCCAGAUCCGCCCCAUGAAGCUCUGCUCCCACCUCCAGCGGCCCCAGGUCCUCGCCCCCCUCCUCGAUCUCAACGAAGAAGAAGACGACGACGAUGAAUCCGAGCGUCACCCGCCGGAAAUGGCCGCGAGGGGGCGGGAUCUGAAGCUCCGGAGCCGAUCGAUUCGCCGGAGGGCCAGAUCCCAUUCCCCGCUUCGGAACGCGCCGCUCUAUUGGCAAAUGGAGGUCGAAGAACGAGAAGAUAGAGCGAAAGAUGUAGAGCCAGUUCCAGAUCCGAAGCAGAUCGAGGCAGAGGCGGCCACUCUAUCCGUCUCGGCUUCGUCCUCCCGGUCCUCCUCCACGUCCUCCUCCUCCUCCUCCUCCUCCUCUGGAAGAACCUCCAAGAAGUGGAUCUUCCUCCAAGAAGUGGAUCUCCUCUAUAGAAGCAAGAGCGAGGGAAGAGAGAGAGGAAACACCAAAGAGAAGUUCUGGCACUCGAUCUCUUUCUCCCAAUCCAAAUCCAAGUCCAAACCUCCGCCGCCGAUUCCUCCUCCCUCCGCCUCGGCCGCCGCUGCUGCCGACUUCUCUUCUUCCGCCAAUCCUGCGCCUGCCGCCACGAUCUCGGGAGCGGAGAAGGCGAAAUCGAAGGAUCCAUCGCCACCGGUCGGCCGGUCUUCAAAGAGAACGGCGGCGAAGCCGGUGAACUGGGUGGGGCGGCGGAGGGCGCCGGCGCCGUCUCCGCACGAGCGGCACUACACGGCGAACCGGGCGCAGGCGGAGGAGAUGCGGCGGAAGACGUUCUUGCCUUACUGCCAGGGCCUGCUCGGCUGCCUGGGCUUCACUUCCCGCAGCUAUGGCGCCAUUAACGGCAUCGCCCGUAACCUUCACCCCGUCUCUUCCAAGUAAGCCACGCCGUCUCUCUUCCGUUAUCCCCCCCCCCCCCCCAAAAAA
Molecule: messenger RNA, 1314 nt
Organism: Phoenix dactylifera (date palm)
Lineage: Eukaryota; Viridiplantae; Streptophyta; Magnoliopsida; Arecales; Arecaceae
Source: RefSeq, a predicted model, not a curated record